UAUAUGACUUAUGUUCUGCUUCUGGACGUUUCCAUUGCACUGUAGUCAGGGAGUACUUAUCGUAAUUUAAUCUGUAGGUUAAUUAUCUGCUUUUAUCUCGUUUUUCUCCAGAUACACGCAGUUUUAAAGGAUAUUUCUUGACAUUAUUAAGAAGCUAGCCAGUCACAGACAUGAGUAUGAGCAUGAUGAAGAGGACCGCUCCGCUGAGUUUACUGUAUUGUGGAGUAGAAAAUGGCGGCGGUGUUAGUGGUGUUUUCCGUUCUAGAGCUCCAGUACAGACUUUCCCACAGAAACGCGAGGAGGAGCUGGACGGCUACACGGAGGAGGUCGACGGAAGGACUGUUAAAACCGUGAUUAAUGAGAUCGAAGUGCCGCUGGAGAGCCGGUUACUGCUUCAGGACAGCGGCUGCGAUGAGCGGAUCAUACCGGACCUGGAGACGGAAACCCGGGCGCUGCUCAUGCAGUUGUACCGCUGUCACAUAGGGCUUCACCCCGGGAACAACACACACCCAGCGCUGCCGAGCCUGCAGAGAGUGGUGGGGAAACUGCUCUGCAAACACAGGAUCACCUACAGCGGCAUGGUGCAGCGGCUGUUCGACCAGGCCAAUGGACUGGACAGUGUGAGUUCCGUGUUGAGCGGUGUGUUCAGUGGCGGCGUGGUGAGUUGGGGCCGCAUCGCGAGUGUUCUGGCUCUGGGAGCCGUGGUGUGUGAGCGGCUGAAGCAGGAGUGUGUGAAGGAACAAGCAGAGGAGUGUGUGGACGUCGUUACCUCACACAUCUCCUCAUACCUUAGCAAAGACCUACAGCACUGGUUCAUCAACAACAACAGCUGGAAUGGUUUUGUGGAGUUCUUCCGUGUCGAGGAUCCCGAGGCCACAGUUCGGAACACACUCAUGGCAGUGGCCGGAUUGGGAAUAGGGGCAUGUCUGUUCACGCUGAUGCGGUGAAGUGGGUGGAGCCAGAGAUGAACGCUAUUACCAUGGCUACACUGUUGUCGUUCGUUCUAAGGAAACACUGAAGAAUGUGCUUGUGCUCUUCAGGGUGAUGACAAUGAGACACUAUAAAUCAGUAUGAAAACAGAGCAAGGUUUAUUUUCAAAUAAAAUUUCCCUCACCUAGAUAAUCUCCGCCCCUGUCACCAUGGUGAUGUCACUGCACUUUUCCCACACAUGGCAGGAUUUCUGUUGUUUAAUUUUAAUUGCAGGAUCUGUCAGACCAAUGGCCGUGAUCGUGUGAAGAAUGUCAGAGCUUUACAGUUUGGAAAAGAGAGUUUUAUUUUUUUAAUAAACAGGUCAGACACUGAA
Messenger RNA from Ictalurus punctatus (channel catfish), 1303 nucleotides. RefSeq names its product induced myeloid leukemia cell differentiation protein Mcl-1. Gene Ontology annotation, molecular function: protein heterodimerization activity; protein homodimerization activity; channel activity. Lineage: Eukaryota; Metazoa; Chordata; Actinopteri; Siluriformes; Ictaluridae. The transcript is spliced from 3 exons. Bases 171 to 947 code for a protein of 258 amino acids. The record is from RefSeq and is a predicted model, not a curated record. Gene Ontology annotation, biological process: mitochondrial fusion; extrinsic apoptotic signaling pathway in absence of ligand; intrinsic apoptotic signaling pathway in response to DNA damage. Gene Ontology annotation, cellular component: mitochondrial outer membrane.